Messenger RNA from Lacerta agilis (Sand lizard), 2522 nucleotides. RefSeq names its product integrin subunit beta 8 (gene ITGB8). Gene Ontology annotation, cellular component: integrin complex; cell surface; focal adhesion. Gene Ontology annotation, biological process: integrin-mediated signaling pathway; cell migration; cell adhesion mediated by integrin. The transcript is spliced from 14 exons. Lineage: Eukaryota; Metazoa; Chordata; Lepidosauria; Squamata; Lacertidae. Bases 27 to 2303 code for a protein of 758 amino acids. The record is from RefSeq and is a predicted model, not a curated record. Gene Ontology annotation, molecular function: integrin binding.
GGGCAAAGGGCCGCCCGCUUGGCGCGAUGUGGACUCCGCUCUUGGGUUGUUCCCUGACGGCUGGGCUCGCCGCCCUGCAGAAACGCCCGCGAGGUGCUGGCCCGGUCUUCGGCUUCGCCUGCCUGCUCGCUGCCCUUGUGCCGGGCUGGGGCCAGAGCCCAGACAACAGAUGUGCCAUCUCAAAUGCAGUGACGUGUACCAGCUGUCUUGCUGUGGGCCCAGAGUGUGCAUGGUGUACUCAAGAGGAUUUCAUGGCUGGAACAAAGCAGAAGGAACGAUGUGACAUAGUUCUACACUUGAUGAAAAGAGGCUGCAGAGCAGAUUUCAUAGAAAGUCCCAGUGUUGAUGUAACAAUGCCUGCUGGUAAUGCUAAUGUACAAGUGGCACCAGGAGAAGUUUCAAUCCAACUACGUCCAGGAUCUGAAGCAAGUUUUAUGUUGAAAGUCCAGCCAUUGGAAAAGUACCCGGUCGACCUUUAUUAUUUGGUUGAUGUGUCUGCAUCUAUGCACAAAAAUAUAGAAAAAUUAAACUCUGUUGGAUCUGAUUUAUCUCAAAAGAUGGAAAAUAUUUCCCUUGAUUUGCGACUUGGAUAUGGAUCUUACGUAGAUAAGACGGUGUCGCCUUAUAUUAGCAUUCACCCAGGAAGAAUUCAUAAUCAAUGCAGCGAUUAUGAUCUCGAUUGCAUGCCUCCUCACGGCUAUAUCCAUGUCUUAUCGUUGACUGACAAAAUAGCAGAAUUCAGAAGUGCAAUUAGCAAGCAGAAAAUCUCUGGGAAUAUUGACACACCUGAAGGAGGCUUUGAUGCUAUGCUUCAAGCAGCUGUGUGCCAGAGCCAUAUUGGUUGGCGCAAAGAAGCCAAGCGUCUGCUUCUCAUGAUGACGGAUCAGACCUCUCACCUGGCGCUUGACAGUAAAUUAGCGGGGAUAGUAAUCCCUAAUGAUGGAAACUGCCAUUUGAAAGAUAAUGUGUACGUCAAAGCGACCAGUAUGGAGCAUCCAUCACUUGGCCAGCUUUCCGAAAAACUCAUAGACAACAACAUUAAUGUAAUUUUUGCAGUCCAAGGGAGCCAAUUUCACUGGUAUAAGGACCUUUUGCCUCUUCUACCGGGAACUACUGCAAGACAGAUAGAAUCUCAAGCAGUGAAUCUCAGUGACUUGGUGGUAGAAGCCUACAAGAAGCUGCUCUCUGAAGUGAAAAUUCAGGUGGAAAACCCCAUCCAAGAUAUAAAUGUCAAGGUCACUGCAAUCUGCCCUGAUGGAAGUAGAAAAACCGGCGCGGAGGGAUGCAGAAACGUUAAAUCCACAGCUGAAGUGCUCUUCAAUAUUUCCAUUGCCAUGAAAGGAUGUGGUACAACUGAAGGAAGAAAAUACAUGAUGCUCAAACCGCUUGGUUUCAAUGAAUCAACCAGAGUUAAUAUACACAAAAGAUGUGCUUGUCAGUGUGAGGGCAGCAUAAAGCACAAAAGGAUAUGUGUCAAUGAAACAUCUCAGGAUGCAGAGACUCUGAGCUCCAGCGACAAAUUCUCCUCUGAGCAGUGCAAGAUGCCCAAGGGCCAUCUAGUCUGCAAUGGUCAAGGAGACUGUGUAGAUGGGAAAUGCAUUUGCCACAAAACCAAACUUGGCACAAUAUAUGGUAAAUACUGUGAAAAAGAUGACUUUUCCUGCCCUCAUCACCUGGGAAACUUAUGUGCUGGCAACGGCGAAUGCGAAGCAGGCAAAUGCAAAUGCUCUAGUGGCUGGGAGGGUGAUCGUUGCCAGUGCUCAUCAUCGUUACGAAAGCACUGCAUGAAUUCAAAUGGCCAGGUCUGCAGUGGAAGAGGAACUUGUGUGUGUGGAAGAUGCAAAUGCACCGAUCCCAGCAGUUUGGGCCAUUUGUGUGAAUUCUGCCCUACUUGUAGAAUAGCUUGCAGUGACAAACGGAAUUGUGUGCCCUGUCGUCACGCCAACUCGUCUCAAAUUGCCCUGGACCAAUGCAAAACCUCGUGUGCUUACAGGUUGCAUUAUACUGAAAAAUCUUCAGAAUGCACAGCCGAUGAUCCAAGCCACUUCAGAAUCUUUUUCAUAAUUUUUAUAGUUACAUUUCUGAUCGGGUUGCUUAAUGUGCUUAUAAUCCGACAAAUAAUUCUGCAGUGGAGCAAUAACAAAAUUAAAUCUUCAUCUGAUUAUAGAAUAUCUUCAACUAAAAAGGAUAAAAUGUUCUUGCCCACUGUUUGUACAAAAACCGUAACCUACAGACGUGAUAAGCCUGAAGAAAUCAACAUCAGCAAGUUACAAGUAAAUGAAACUUUCAAAUGUAACUCCUGAAGACAGUCUGCUUUCUUCAAAGCUUUGUUUUCUCAGUCAAGAAGUUUAUUUGAAAGAUACUUUGGGGGUUUGUGGUUUGAAUACUGUAAUGAGAAACUGACCUGAAAGCCUAGUUACACAACAUGGCUAGAUUUCAAACAGAGCUGCUCCAUUUUGGAAAAAAAACAAAUGUGCAUUAACUACUGAUUAACAUGAUUAAACCAAUUAAAGCACAGAUAA